This is a messenger RNA of Alternaria arborescens, 954 nucleotides long. RefSeq lists its product as hypothetical. The record is from RefSeq and is a predicted model, not a curated record. The transcript has a single exon. NCBI's taxonomy places the organism in Eukaryota, Fungi, Ascomycota, Dothideomycetes, Pleosporales, Pleosporaceae. The coding region runs from base 1 to 954 and encodes 317 amino acids.
AUGGACUGUACCAAAGCUUCUUCCCAGCCGUGGGGCGUUGUCGCUACCAAUGACAUCUUCCCUAUCAACGAAGCUCUCAGUUGGUCUUUCAGGAUCUCCAAGUUGCAAUCUGAGAAGGAAGUACUAGAAGACGGUCUUGCCAAUUGUGUUACAUAUCUACAAGUUCUGCGCAAGAAGCAAGCUCGAACCGAACGACGAUUGGUCACAGACUCCUCAUUAUCCCGGAAGAAGAGAAAGAAAAUCCAACAGGGCAAGCGUGGAUUGGAGAAAGAGAUCAAGCACAGAGAACGAGACGAGCAGGCUUUCCUCAACAAUCUCCAGGCUUGUAAAGCAAAUAUUUACAUGGCCGAGACUAUCUCAAUGCCGUCUACAGCCAUCUCAUCAACGAUGCCGGACAUUGCUUCAAUUUCGACGCAAUGCUCGUAUCCAGUAGAUGUGCAAACUGAGCCUACCGAGAUGAGCUGGAACGGCUGGACAGAUGACACGGUACUCUCGCCCUUCGAAAAGGAGAGCAACAGCCCUCUCUUCGCAGACGAUGUCGCUCCGGAAGAACGUUUGGAGAUUGGUAAUGUUGGCAAUGUUGUUGUGACGAUGCUUGAGAGCUUCAGGGAGUCUCUUCCUGUUCCGCCCUUGGAGAAUAUCAAGGCUAGACAGCAGGGGUUGGCUAACACACAAACGCACGCCUUGUUGAGCGCCGAGGCUACAAUCUUUCAACCUCAGCAUGUAUACAUGAGUCAGCGGGUUGCUGUCGAUCAACAAUUAGCCCAACUCCAUCUCUUUUCUUCGAUGGCGAUCACGACUUUGAAGAUGAAGGCGAUGGAGCUUCUGGAAAGACGCAUUGUUAGUGACGCGGGCAUUGGUCCAGUGCGACGACAGAGUUCACUUGCGGAUAUUGAUGAGGAGCCUGGAAUCCAGACUGGACAACACCGCAAAAGCCGAGCAAGUUCACUAUAG